Messenger RNA from Abrus precatorius (Indian licorice), 1365 nucleotides. RefSeq lists its product as uncharacterized. The transcript is spliced from 6 exons. The coding region runs from base 113 to 916 and encodes 267 amino acids. The record is from RefSeq and is a predicted model, not a curated record. Lineage: Eukaryota; Viridiplantae; Streptophyta; Magnoliopsida; Fabales; Fabaceae.
AUUGCAUGUAUUACAGGGGACAAAGAUUGAGUAACUGAAAAAGAGAUUAUUUGAAUUCAAUUUGAUCUUUCUCUGAAAGAAAGCGAGAAACACGCAAAGAGGGAGGGGAGCAAUGGGCGAAGCCUUGGUUGAUCUUGAAAAAGUUCUCAUCUCCAAAAAUCAAAAAUUGACACCUAAGGAGUCAAAUGUUCUUCUAUCAUUCAAAUCUAAAGCUGUGAGGGAUUUCACUGCUAGUUCACUUGCUGGGGGUAUUUCUGUAUGGGCAGCCACUUGGAAACUUCGUAAACCAUUUCGAAUCAACCUUUCAGCAGCAGCUGGUGGUUUCUUUGGACUGUGGAUGUUUCAUAGAACCUUGGAUUCUUGUGCAGAGCAGAUUCUUACAAUGGAUGGUAGUAUAUUACAGAAGGAGUUAGCGAAUAUAUUGGUGACGAAGUACCAGAAUGAUCCUUAUCUAAUGCGGCUUAUGUCUAAGCAUUUCUAUUCAGAGAGGAUUUUUGAUGAUUCAACCUCAAAUAAUCCAAAAUUGAGAUGGCGAUAUCGUAAUUUCUUUAGCGAUAAUGCAGUCCAUGGUCAUAGGACACAUGAUAAUGAAUCUUAUGAUAAUAAAUCCCAAGGUGACUCUCAUAAUGAUUCCACUUAUAAUUCCCAGGGCGGGUCUGAAAAUGUCACUGACAGCAAAAAAACAAAUCUUGAGACCAACCAUACUUUUAUAAAAGCAGGUCCUGAUGUUGUGACGGAUCUAGACCCUCUUGAUUGUCUUUUUGGUUAUCCAGCCCCGGUGGAGGGAAUUCAACAUUCUGAUUCUCCAGAUAAACCAUCAGGAAAACAUAAUCGGAGCCAUAGAAGAAUUCACCGCAAGCGUAGGAUGCGUAAUCACGAGGACCUGUCAAACUCUGAGCAUGCAGCAGCUCUUUGACUGUCAUCUUACAUCUGCAGGAGUUGAUAUCUUAGGACUACGCAUAUUGUGUGCUUCUAUUUUUAGCAACAUUCAGAUCUGUUCCCUUUCUUAAAACAAUAUUGCAGGAAGGAAGAGUUUUCCUGGUAUGUUAGAUAUCCUUUACUAUACAGUAUUAUUAUUGCAUUGAAAGCUAUAGCACAGAUUGUUGUGAAUCUGACUUUCUUUUGGUUCGUUAUACUUUUCCUUGUGCGUUGUUGCUACAAAGCUAGGAACCUCUGACUUGUGUAUACUGUAUAGGCCUCAGAGUUCAUGGUGUAGACGGCAUGUUAGUUGUGCACAGUUCUGAUAAUGAUGGUAACAAGGAUAAGGAGGAUAAUAUUGAUAGCAAGCCUCAUCAAAUGACAAUAUGAGUGGUACAAAUGAUUGUAGAUGAAUUAUCAUUGCUAUCAAACUUUAGUCUUGCCAUU